CGGAGUGCGGGGCCACCGGGGCGGGUGGCGGCGCCGGGGUCCUGCGCGGCCCUGGGGACAGGCUGCGACACGCGAGUGCUCGGUGCUUCGCGGUGCCCGCCGCCCGCGCCGGGUUCGCGGGUCGCAGGGACGUUUCCGGGCAGAUGAGUCCCGGGCCCAGGACGGACUUUGCAGGCGAGUUCUAAAUUGUCCCCAAACCUCUGGCCCCCAGUUUAUUUUAUUAAACCAAAGGAUGUGUGACCGGAAUGGCGGCCGGAGACUUCGACAGUGGCUGAUUGAGCAGAUUGACAGUGGCAUGUAUCCAGGACUGAUCUGGGAGAACGAUGAGAAGAGCAUGUUCCGCAUCCCGUGGAAGCACGCCGGCAAGCAGGAUUAUAAUCAGGAGGUGGACGCCUCCAUCUUCAAGGCCUGGGCGGUCUUUAAAGGGAAGUUUAAGGAAGGGGACAAAGCUGAACCAGCCACGUGGAAGACGAGGUUGCGCUGUGCUUUGAACAAGAGCCCAGAUUUUGAGGAAGUGACAGACCGCUCCCAGCUGGACAUUUCUGAGCCAUACAAAGUCUACCGAAUUGUCCCAGAGGAAGAGCAAAAAUGCAAGCUGGGCGUGGCACCUCCCGGCUGUGUGAGUGAAGUCCCCGAGAUGGAGUGUGGCCGCCCGGAGAUCGAGGAGCUCAUCAAGGAGCCUCCCGUUGACGAGUACCUGGGGAUGAUCAAGCGGAGCCCCUCCCCGCCGGAGGCCUGCAGGAGCCAGCUCCUCCCGGACUGGUGGGUGCAGCAGGCCAGCGCAGGCUUGCCGCUGGUGCCCGGGUACCCCCCGUACGAAGCACACCAUUCAGCCUUUUCCCAGAUGGUGAUCAGCUUCUACUACGGGGGCAAGCUGGUGGGCCAGGCCACCACCACCUGCCCGGAUGGCUGCCGCCUGUCCCCGAGCCAGCCGGCGCUGCCCGGCUCCAAGCUGUACAGCGCCGAGGGCCUGGAGCUGGUGCGCUUCCCGCCGGCCGACGCCAUUCCCGGUGAGCGGCAGAGGCAGGUGACACGGAAGCUGUUCGGGCACCUGGAGCGCGGCGUGCUGCUGCACAGCGGCCGGCAGGGCGUGUUCGUCCGGCGGCUGUGCCAGGGCCGCGUGUUCUGCAGUGGCAACGCGGUGGCGAGCAGGGGCAGGCCCAGCAAGCUGGAGCGCGACCAGGCCGUCCAGGUCUUCGACACCAGCCAGUUCUUCCGAGAGCUGCAGCAGUUCUACGGCAGCCAGAGCGGCCUCCCCGAGGGCAGGGUGCUGCUGUGCUUCGGGGAGGAGUUCCCAGACGCGGCGCCCUUGCGCGCGAAGCUCAUCCUCGUGCAGAUCGAGCAGCUCCCCGUGCGGCAGCUGAUGGAGGAGGUGGGGAGGAGCUGCGGGGCCGGCCCCCUGCCGCAGGCUCCCGAGGAGCCCCUGCCCGACCAGGCCUUCCGGAUGUUCCCCGACCUCUGUGCCUCACACCAGAGACCCUUCUUCAGAGAAAACCAGCAGAUCACGGUCUAAGCAGCGUCUCUCCGGGCCCCCCACGCUGCUCGCGCUGGUGCCUCCUGGGGACAGUAGCGUUCGGGCUGUGGGCCCUGCGGGGUGCUUCGUGUUCUGGACCUGGAGUGGACACCUCCCAGAUGCACGUCAGGCCCAGAGGUGGGCCGAGGCGGACAGCGGAAUCUCACCAAGGGUCUGGAUGCCGUCACGUGACCUGUGAUUAAAAAACGUCAUUUUCUGCAUUUUUCUUUAAUCCUCAGUAGUUGCUAUGAUUUUUUCUGCAUUUUGGGUUAAUGGACAUUUGCAAAGACUCACCAAUCUACGCAGGCAGCCGCUUCCCGUCAAGGCCUCUGGAGCUGAGCAUCCGCUUGCGAGGAGUCUGUCUUCGUCUCUUAGGAUGCGGGUGGUGAUUUCAGACGCCUGAUUCCAUGCAAAGUGUCGUUUACUCUGCGCUCCUCCGCAGGAGCCCACGUCUCCCCCUGGGGAGCAGGGCAGGCGGCACCGGGCAUGGCCCGUGUUGCAGACGGGUUCUUGGGGGAUUUAGUGCCAGGAAGCUGACAACUAAAUGCGUUUUUUUGUCUCUGUAAUUCAAUAUCCCAGAUACCUGUCUUUGGUUUUUUUGGUUUCAACCUUUUAAAAAAAUAUUUGUACAUUUAAUUGCCUGACCUCAUGUGUCCUGUUGUGAGCGGCUCCGAGUCUUCCUCUGCAGCGGGCAGGAUGUAAGCCUCAGUGUAAAGGCCGUGUGGGGACACGGCCAGAGCUGGACCUGCAGGGCUCAUUCCCCACCCCGGGCUCGAGGUGGCCCCCGUCCGCACCCCAGCACCGCUCUCCAGCAGAUGACCCGGUUCUGGUCCUGGGAGGGUGGACCCUGCUUACUAGCAAAUAGGACGCGUUUCCUACCCCAGGUUGGUCAGAAGCCAGCUGCGGGAGCCGUGGCAGCUUGGAGGCCAGGGCCUGUGUCCCAUCCUGCCUGAUUUUCAGAUCCGAUGUCUUUUAAAACAUGCUUGGUUACAAAGCACUUGAAUGUAUUUCCUAAAAUUUGCUCUAUUAGGUUGGGGUUCCUCUUGCCCAUCUGUCCCUGCACUGGCCAAGAGAUCCUAGGGGACUGGGGACCCCUCCAGGACCUACUGCUGGAGUGAGCCAGCACAGGCAGGUGCUGACCCCUCCUGACCUGUCCCUCUCCUGGACACCCCACCUGGAGGCCUCUGACUUGGGAUCUGAGAAGCCAGGAGUGCCAGGUGCUCCUCAUUGCCUCACUGGUAGAGGUGGUGCAGGUGGUAAGGCCCAGUGGCCACAGGGCCUUGGGUGGCGUGUGGCUCUGUGGGGCGUGGGGCAGGCUUGGGAAGCACUGGUAGUGGCGUCUUUUCCCCUUUGACCGACAAAGGGAGCGUCAUAUUCUUAAGGCUCCUGGGCCUGUUUGCUGAGGUGCUUGUGAGGUCGCCAGAGGCUUCAGCCUUCAGCUCAGGGACUGGAAACCCGUGUCUUGAACAUGCUGAAUGAAUAUUUAUUUUUUUAUCCAUUUAAAAAGUGUAUCGAUCUUAUUCUUUAUUCAAAUAAAAGGCUCUUUUAGAAAGCC
Sciurus carolinensis (gray squirrel) is the source of this 3068-nucleotide messenger RNA. RefSeq names its product interferon regulatory factor 8 (gene Irf8). The transcript has 9 exons. Lineage: Eukaryota; Metazoa; Chordata; Mammalia; Rodentia; Sciuridae. Gene Ontology annotation, molecular function: DNA-binding transcription factor activity, RNA polymerase II-specific; RNA polymerase II cis-regulatory region sequence-specific DNA binding; protein binding. The record is from RefSeq and is a predicted model, not a curated record. Bases 233 to 1513 code for a protein of 426 amino acids. Gene Ontology annotation, biological process: regulation of transcription by RNA polymerase II; immune system process. Gene Ontology annotation, cellular component: nucleus.